Messenger RNA from Helianthus annuus (common sunflower), 912 nucleotides. RefSeq names its product pentatricopeptide repeat-containing protein At2g32630. Lineage: Eukaryota; Viridiplantae; Streptophyta; Magnoliopsida; Asterales; Asteraceae. The transcript has a single exon. The record is from RefSeq and is a predicted model, not a curated record. Bases 1 to 912 code for a protein of 303 amino acids. Gene Ontology annotation, molecular function: protein binding.
AUGGUGGAUUCGGGAGUUGGGAUAACGGUUUAUUCGUUGACUAUCGCGGUCUCAGCGAUGUGUAAGGUUGGGGAGAGUGUUAAGGCUAGGGAAUUGAUGGAUGAGAUGGUUGUGAAAGGGGUUAGACUGAAUGCGAAUAAGCAUAAUGCUUUGAUUGAUGCGCAUUUGAAGAAAUCGGAGUUUAGGGAAGUGGAGGUGAUUCGUGAUUUGAUGAAGAGGGAAGGAGUUUCGUAUAAUGUGGUGGCUUAUACCUUGUUAAUCAAGUUUUAUUCGCUAUUGGGAAAGAUUAAGGAUGCACAGAAGGUGUUCGAUAAAAUGCUUGUGAAGGGUAUAGUUGCAGAUAUUUAUGUGUAUACUUCGAUGAUUAGUUGCAACUGUAAGGUGGGGAACUUGAAACGGGCUUUCGAAUUGUUUGAUGAGUUGACGGAGCGAGGGCUUGUCUCGAACGUGCAUACGUAUGGCGUGUUGCUGAAUGGUGUAUGCAAAGCAGGGGAGAUGAAAGUUGCUGAAGUUUUGUUGAGUGAAAUGAAAAGUAAAGGUCUUGAUGUGAAUGAUGUUAUAAUCAACACAUUAAUGGAUGGGUAUUGCAAGAAAGGGUUGAUGAAGGAAGCUCAUAGGAUAAGAAGCGAAAUGGAAGCAAAAGGGGUGAUGCCUGAUGUGUACACCUUCACUUGUUUAGUACAUGGAGAUUGUAUGGCUGGUAGAGUAGAUGAUGCGAAGAAGCUGUUCGUUGAAAUGCCUCAGACAGGUUUCGUUCGAAAUGUGUUAAGUUAUACAACUAUGAUUGCUGGCUUGUCGAAAGAGGGAAGAUCAGAAGAAGCUUUUAAGUUAUAUGACGAGAUGCAAAAGGCGGCUAUUUUGCCUGAUGACACCUUGUACUCUUCCCUUGUUGGGAGUCUUCAUAGUGUUUAA